Messenger RNA from Diatraea saccharalis (sugarcane borer), 1708 nucleotides. The record is from the annotation of a GenBank genome assembly. NCBI's taxonomy places the organism in Eukaryota, Metazoa, Arthropoda, Insecta, Lepidoptera, Crambidae.
UUUUGUUAAUUUCUACCUACAAUAACACACAACCCAUUUGCGGGAUUUAUAUUUAAAAUAAAUAUAUAUUUCAAAUGUUUUCUAUUCUUAGUUACAGAUAUUUGAAAAAUAAAACUUCAAAGAUAGAGAAUCAUGUCCAAGGAUAUUAUUGUUCUAACCCCUAAUGGAAGAAGACAAAAAGUUCACUGUACACCAGACACCAGUAUGCUACAGAUUUUAGAAGAUGUAUGUCAAAAGCAAGGUUUUCAAGCAACUGAUUAUGAUUUAAAGCAUCACAAUAAGAUAAUUGAUUUGACCACAACUGUUAGAUUUUCAAACUUACCUAACAAAGCUACGCUUGAAAUGGUUGAAAUUGAGAGAAGGCGACAAGAAACUGUUGUCACAAUCGGAUUACUGUUAGAGGAUGGUGAUAGAAGAACUGCAGAUUUUGCUCCGAACACGUCUCUGUUUGAAAUAAUUACCAACUUGGCACCAACUGAAAUAAAAUGUCUAUCACAACCAACAAUACUAUACAUGAGACAAGAAGUUAUUGGAGAACUGGCUUUAAGAGAAAAGACAUUAAGACAACUUGGUCUUAUAGGUGGCAGAGCAAUUCUGCGACUAUUAAAUAAGGGAGAGGAAAAUAAGCAAGCCAAUGUAUCGGCUGUUUAUAGAAAACCCAUUUCUGAGAAACCAUCUUCGAACGAUGAUGAUGUUCAAAAAUCUUCAACAGUUGAUCAACAAGUAACACUUGCACAAGAAAAACCAGCUGCUGGACCAUCUGAUAUGAAUAAAUUUGAUACCAAAGUUGCUAAACUUCUUAAACUCAAUGACAGUGUAAAUAAUACCAUUAAGAAGGCCGUUCAAAAUAAAGUCGAAAAUGAAAUGGAUAUAUCAACGAAUCUACCCACAGAAGUGCCUUUAACUACCUCAACUUCGUCAUUGCAAACCAAUGCCUUACUCACUCAGGCAAGCUUAGAGAGGCGACUGAAUAUAGAAGAAGAAGUUACAUUCUUGGGGUCUCAAAAAGCAAUUGCAUAUAUGCAACCAGAACACUCACAUGAAGAUCUUGACGACCUCCCUGAUGAUUUCUACGAACUAACUAUUGAGGAAGUCAGAAAACUAUAUCAUGAUUUACAAAAAAAUCGUUUGGAAUUAGAAAACACGCCUCUUAUUACAACUUCGAAAAAAGAGGAAAUUCAGAAACAGACAUCACAACAGAGACUCGAAAGCUAUAAAAAUGUAGUUGUAAGAAUUCAAUUCCCGGAUCGAAUCAUACUACAGGGGGUGUUUAUGCCUACAGAUAAAAUACAAAAUGUUAUUGAAUUUAUAAAAACACAUCUUCAAACUCCUGAAAGACAGUUUCAUAUUUUUACAACACCUUUAAAAGAAACUCUAGAUCCGAAUAUGACUCUCAUUGAAGCUAAAUUUGUGCCUUGUGUACUUAUGCAUUUUAAGUGGACUGAUGAACAGGGAGAAGACACUUAUUUGAAAGCAGAGAUAUAUACAAAGAAAACUUCAAGUGACGCUGCAGGAAUUCUUGCGUCUAAAUACAGGGCGCCCAACAGAAGAAAACUAGAGGAUGCAGCUGGUUCAACCAAAACUAAUCAAACUCCGAGUUCAUCAAAAAGUAGUAAAAUGCCAAAGUGGUUCAAAACAUAAAAAAGCAAUCAUUAAUGACAAAUUAUGUUUUAUUUCUCCAAAAUACUUUUACAGCUUUAAAAAGAAA